Messenger RNA from Alnus glutinosa, 798 nucleotides. RefSeq lists its product as uncharacterized. Bases 1 to 798 code for a protein of 265 amino acids. The transcript has 2 exons. The record is from RefSeq and is a predicted model, not a curated record. Lineage: Eukaryota; Viridiplantae; Streptophyta; Magnoliopsida; Fagales; Betulaceae.
AUGGGAAAUGGGUCAUGUUCACCUCAUAAUAAUGCUGUUAAGUAUUGUGACACUUUGAAGAACCAAUCUCAACAUAUUGAUAAGGUGAUAGAUAAGCAAACUUUAGAAGAAAAAUUGAACAAUCGAUUGCAAUUAAAGACUUCAAUCGAUUUGAUUCGGUAUUUACUAUCUCAAGGAUGUGCUCUUAGAGGUCAAGAUGAAGGUCCCGAUUCAUUAAAUCGUGGCAAUUUUCUUGAGUUGAUAAAACUUAUCUCCAUUUACAACGAGGAUGUUGCUAAGGUUGUUUUAGAAAAUGCUAAAUAUACUUCACAUCAUGUCCAAAAAAGAGAUUUUACAUGUCUUGGCAAAGAGGAUACGAGAUGCAAUUAUGAAGAAAUUGGUGAUUCAAAAUUUUGCAUUAUUGUUGAUGAGGCACGAGAUGAAUCUAAGAGAGAACAAAUGGUUAUUGUUUUAAGAUUUGUUGACAAAGAUGGAUUUUUACAUGAACGCUUCUUUGAUAUUGUUCAUGUUAAAGAUACAUCGUCGUCGACUUUAAAAAAUAAAAUAUCUGAUGUUCUUUCUCAAUAUUAUCUUGAUAUUCAAAGUAUUUGUGGACAAGAGUAUGAUGGUGCUAGCAAUAUGCGUGCAUUAGUUGUUGCAUCUCGAGAGGCAGUUUCUGUUCAUGAGUUCUUCUCAAAUUUGAAUUUCAUUAUCAAUGUAGUUGGUGCUAUAUGUAAAUGUCAUGAUGAACUACAAACAGCUCAAACAGCAGAAGUCGCACAUUUGAUAGCUAUUGAUGAACUUGAAACUAGAAAAUGA